Molecule: messenger RNA, 618 nt
Organism: Eutrema salsugineum
Lineage: Eukaryota; Viridiplantae; Streptophyta; Magnoliopsida; Brassicales; Brassicaceae
Exons: 1
Coding region: 1-618 (205 amino acids)
Biological process (GO): DNA integration
Molecular function (GO): nucleic acid binding
Source: RefSeq, a predicted model, not a curated record
AUGAUUCAAAAGGUGGUGUGCAAGCUCUUCAAGAGUGUUAUCUUUCCCAGGUUUGGGAUCCCAAGAGUGGUGAUCAGUGAUGGAGGUAGCCACUUCAUUAACAAGACCUUGGAAAGGCUGUUGAGGAAACAUGGAGUCAAGCACAAGGUAGCAAGUCCUUACCACCUUCAGACUAGUGGUCAAGUGGAAGUAUCCAAUAGACAAAUCAAGGCCAUUUUGGAGAGAACAGUGGGCAACUCAAGGAAGGAUUGGAGCAAGAAGUUAGAUGAUGCUCUUUGGGCCUAUAGGACUGCUUUCAAGACACCUAUUGGCACAUCUCCCUUCAACCUUCCCUAUGGAAAGAGCUGCCACUUACCAGUGGAGCUUGAGUACAAGGCUCUUUGGGCUGUUAAGAUGUUGAACUUUGACAUUAAGACAGCCCAAGAGAAGAGGCUUCUUCAGAUACAUGAGCUGGACGAGAUAAGACUCAAUGCUUUUGAGAGUGCAAGGAUUUACAAAGAGAAGACCAAGAUCUUGCAUGAUCAGAAGAUUCUUAAAAGAGAGUUCAAGGAAGGAGACCUUGUUCUCUUGUUUAACUCCAGGCUCAAGCUCUUCCAUGGCAAGUUAAGAUCAAGAUAG